UUUUAGAUUGUUUGCGAGUGGCUGUAGAUGUUUUUGAGGUGGUUGUUGAAAUUUUUGAGGUAGCUGUAGGUAGUUUUAGGUGGUUUUAGGUCGUUCCAUGUUUUAGUACUUCCGGGUUACGUCAACCUUCCCCAUUCCCCGUUUCUCUGGGCUAGUUUAGAGUGUAGAUGUUUGAGCUGCACCUGUCCUUCACUACUGCUCUCAUUAGCAUAGUAAGUAAGGCGCAGUAAACGGUUUUCUUCAAUACUUUCAACUAAUUCACAGUCAGGACGAGAAUCGGAGACAGAUUCGGAGUAAAUGUUUUCUAAAAUCUUUCGACGCCCGUCGACAUAUCUCUGUCAUUAGGCGGAAUCCGCAACAGUCGAGAUCACGAUGGCGAGGAGAACAACACAUAGACCUCUUAACGCGGGAUAUCAAUGGAUCUUAAAAGACCUGGAGGAUACUCAAAAUCAGCUACGUAUACUGAAACAAUACUAUUUUAAAGUGAAGGAAAUUCAGCAGCAAACUAACUUGGUUACUCCAGAAGGCAAUCAGGUAUUUGAGGCUGGUGCUGAAAGACGUCUUGCAGACCUUGAGAGGGAGAAAUGUACCAUUUUCAUCACUGGUGAGACCAGUGCUGGUAGGAACAGUCUGAUCAAUCUAUUGCUUGGUGAGCAACUUCUUCCUUCCAAUAUCCAGAAAGAGACUAUGACUACCUGUGAAAUAUCCCAUGGUUCAGAGAAGGAAAUUGUGCUGCACUUUUCCAACAAGAGUGAACAUAAACGUAUCCUCAAGGGAGGAAACAUUGAGGACCAAAUCAAAGAGUACAUUCAAAAGUCAACAAAGGAUGAAGAUUGGUGCAAGAAAAUAGAGAUAAUGCUUCCCAACACAUUAUUAGAGGGUGGUAUAGUGAUUGUGAACAGCCCAGGAAUUGGUGAAUCAGAUCAUGUUAAAAGUAUUUUCAUGGACAACCUUUCUCAAGCUAAUGCUUUCAUUUACAUGAUAAACAGUCCACAGGCCGGAGGAUUGCAAGAGGACAUGCUUCGAGUAUUGGAUGAAUGGAAGAAGCUCUACGAAGGAAGAGAAGAACCAGGCAUCACUGCUGAAUCUGCUCUUUUCGUCUGCAACAAGUGGGAUGCAAUGGAAGGAAAAGAUGACAAAACCGAAACAGAGGAGCUCCAAAAGAACAUCAUACGCAGACUAAGGGAAAGAAUUCCCAAACUUGAUGAAGAAUGUCAAGUAGUCAGAAUAUCUAUCAACACAGCGAAAGAGGAGCUAAUGGAGUCAGGCAAGAUGAAUGAUGAUCUGUACACGCUCAUUUGUGCAAUUCAGGACCUUUUACUCCGUGAUGUAAAAAUGAAAGCCACCUUCUUCUAUCUCUGGAUAAGUGGCCAGAUUAGCUGGCUAAAGGAUUUAGCAAAUGUACAAAUACAAAGUACUCAAAGGAAUAGAAAAGAAUGCCUUGAGGUAAGGGAAGAACUUAAUGAGUUACUGCAAGAGCUUGAGAAAGGCUCUCAGAUCCAUGAAAUUGACGAUGCUAUUCAUUUCCACGAGGAAGAACUGUGCAGAAAGCUUACGUCUUACUUGAGAUCUGAAGAAGUUCAGAAAAAAUUUUGCGAUUGGUCCGAAAAGGACUUGCCUGUUAUUGGUCAUCGUCAUAGUUCCCGAAGGAUCAAAUCCGAACUUGGUAAAUGCAUAGAUCAAAGAUUACAUUCUUUGCUUAAAAGCGUGGAAAAUAAAGAAAAACAUUUCGCAAAAGCUCGUGCAGACCUGGAGAAAAAACGUCUCCAAUAUUUUUCUGAUCUUCAAAAGGGAAUUUGUGACCUUGACCGUGUUCUUGACUCAGAGGAUCAGUCUGUUCCCUUUGAAUUGCACUCUGGAAGAAUGUGUUUGCCUUUAUACGCAAGAAUGAAAAAGAUAAUUGUGGCAGCUGGUGUAGUUUUUAUGCCAGUGUUGAUUCCUGUUGGUCUAGCUGCAGGAGCUCUCUUUGCACCCGCUUUCGGUUAUAUGGCUGUCGCAAAGUAUCUCAAGGAACAUCAGCUCAGGGAAGAUCCUUGUAAAUCUUUAAAAGAACUUUCCCCACAGUUUCUAAAGUCUUUCAUUAAAGAAAGUCUACGGGAUCAUGUCCAAAGAGAACUAGCUAACGAAAAAAAUCAAAUUUCCCAAAUAAAGAGAUGCCAUUCAGCGAUCAUCAGUAAAUACGAUCAGCAAUGUGAGGCUUUCAGGAGGAUAGCAGAUGAAUCAGGAGAUGAAGAAGCCCUGGAAGAGAAGGCCCUGGAAGAGAGGGCCAUGGUCGACCUGUCUUGGAAACUGCGGAAUAUGAGCGACAACCUUUUGUUUGACGCCAUCCAAAACGGAGUACCAGUCAUGUACCCGUCUGGCCAAAUCGAUGGCAAAAAGCUUUCUUGCAAUAUGGAAGAAGUGCUAGGAAUAGGAAGCUCAGCCAAAGUCUUCCAGGGAACACUAAAAGGACAGAGUGUUGCUGUAAAAAGGCUGCAACAAGAGCUUCAUCCACAAAGUGUUGCUUGGUUUCUUGAAGAAGCAGGAAUGUUAAGGCAAGUACAACAUAAAAACAUUUUGACUUUCCAUGGAGUGUGCAUGAAUGUUCAAAAUGGCCGGCUGAUUUCCUUGGAUAUCGUCCUUGAGUUGUGCGCCUCAAGUCUGAAGGAUCAAAUCUUCAACGAAAAAAGAAACACUCCUUGGAUGACGGAGGAUGCUGCAGUUAAAAUACUUCGAUGUACCGUGUAUAUCUUACUGGGGCUGGAAUUUCUUCACAAUCUUGGCAUUGUUCAUCGGGAUAUUAAGCUGUCCAACAUGCUGAUCUCAAAAGACAGAGUCAUCAAAAUUGCAGACUUCGGUUGGGCGAAGUCUGAAAGCUUGAUCACGGGUACCCAAUGCGGGACCUUGCGUUACAUGGCGCCGGAAGUAAGAGAACGCAUCCCGUACGGCUCAAAAGUGGACAUGUACAGCUUUGGCAUCAUGAUGUGGGAAAUGUGGUACGGUAAAGAAAUAUUUACCGACCUUAUUGAGAACGGUGAAGAAAUCCCUCCUCCGACAGAGGUCAAAGGUUAUCUAUCUAGAUGCCCCGUAGGGGACGGCAGCUUCGCUCCUCCAGCAGAGUGGACCAAUCUUAUGAUAUCUUGCUGCAAUCCUGAUCCAGACCAGAGACCAACAGCGACAGAAUGUAAAGAGUUACUGGUGAAAAUUACUCGAAAAUACGAAAAGUAAGAAAAUCAGAGAAUUGCAGUCAUAUUUUGCUCCUACUUUUACACUUGAAAUCAGUUGUUACAAAAAUUAAUUUAAAAAUAACAUUUGUUUAAAGGCAACUAUUCUAUACAAAUGUAAUUACACUUUUACUGUUUACAGAGAGCUUUUUUGAACACUCAUAGGCUUGCAUAUGUUAGUGUUAUUUAAAUGAAAGUUACCUAUCCUCGGCUAUGACUACUAGGUAAAAUGUAUGUUAUAGAGGUUAUUCUAAUUAGAAGGUACCAAGGAGAAACUCUUUGCAUCCUUUUAUGCGGCCAAGUUGUGACUAGCACUCAUUACCCGUCAUUCAGAUGAGCAAUUUUCCUCUAUUUCAAUCUGUCUUAAGAUUGAUCCCUGAAUUAAACUCGACACACAGUGGAUAUUAGAAAGGAAAAAUCGACCAGCUCCCACUUAAUAAAGGAUCCGCGUGUCCUUAAUUAGCUGAAAUCAAUUUGGCUAUUAUUGCGUCGCCUGUCAUAACCUUUUCGCUAAGCAAUGAGUUAUUAUUGCAGAAUAUUAGGUAAUUGUUAGCUCCCUUGAUCAUUGUGAGGUUUGGCGAAAGUAUUAAUUGCUUCCACGACUAUGUGUAGGCUACUUUGUUUAUACUGACCCGCUCGCUUUUACGUCAACGCUAAACAGUUUGAUCAACAGGAUGGUAUUUUAAACUGAAAUGGGGGGGCCUAGCCAGUUUCGGCGUACAGUUGUUAAAAGGAAUGGUGUUGUAUCGAGUUCGAUUUUCUUCUUUGCCUUCAGAAGGAGGAGAGGGGACCAAAAGCAGAGAAAAUGAAGUAUUGUAAAUCUAUUUUUUAGAUUUUUCGAGUGAAUAGCUUUAGUUUUCUGUGAUCUUUUUCAGAUUAAGUAUUUCAAUUUUAAAUAAGUUUCUUAGAAUGAGGUGUUUUAAAUAGAUUUCAUUAUUCUAAUUUUCAUUAAUUAAACGAGGAAUAGGACUCUAAACACAUUGAUCUAUACUAAGACCCCGUAUCUCUCCGUCUUUCUUUCUCUUCCUCUCGGACGACGGGACGAAGAGAGA
Pocillopora verrucosa is the source of this 4255-nucleotide messenger RNA. RefSeq lists its product as uncharacterized. Gene Ontology annotation, biological process: protein phosphorylation. Gene Ontology annotation, molecular function: ATP binding; protein kinase activity. NCBI's taxonomy places the organism in Eukaryota, Metazoa, Cnidaria, Anthozoa, Scleractinia, Pocilloporidae. The record is from RefSeq and is a predicted model, not a curated record.